AUGGUGUUCACGAAGUCCACCGCGGCUCUCGUUCUGUUCUGUUUGGUAUGCGUUGAUGCGAAAAUCAAAACUCGGUUCGCAACGGGCUUCCACCGGAUGGAUCGCGAGCUCCAGGGAGCACCGUCCAUCUGGAAUGGGAGUCUCCAUUCUGCCGCGCUGUGUCUCAGUGCGUGUCUGAAGCUGAGCUGUCAGUCGCUGACUUAUGGUGAAAGUGGAUGCACCCUGUAUGCGACAUAUCUCUGUCAUCCGGAGGACCGUUUCCACCUGUCACUGGUCAGCGCUCCUGGAGUAAAUUACUUCGACUUGAGCAGUGAUUCUCGCAAGUUCCAUUUGAUGAUCAAUAAAGAAGCUUGUCUGAUGUAUGGUCGCUGUUUGGAGAAAUGCGAUGAGGGCUCAUGGACUACGACAACGACGACGACAGUGCAUCCGCAGAACGACAUUGGGAAACACGAAGGAACGUUUCAAAACCCCGUUUCCCAUAAGCAUGGUUCGAGCUCGAAAGUUUCUAACUUGCACCUAUCACCAACGACCACGAGUCCUGGAAUGACUGCCUUGAACCAUCGUCCAAAGGCAGGAGAACAAAACGUUGUCGACAAGACGAGUGAGGUCGAUAAUGAAAAAAAUCCCAAACCUCUAGGUUCAGAAUUCGCGAAGAAGAAUAAUCAUGAUAACACUGACAAUCGUCUUGACACUUCAACCGAUGAGUCUUCCUUCGGAGCGGCCGACAACACAGGCACCACCGUCUCGACGUCUCCGACUGGACCGACCCUACCCCCGGAGAAAUUGGGCUCCGGACUCCUGCUCAUACAGUCCCCCAUGAACUUCGAUGACGCGUUGGCUUUCUGCGUCAAGAGCAAUAUGACCUUGGCGAUGCCGCAGAAUCAGAAAGAGCACGCCAUCUUGGUCAAGGCCAUGAAACGCCGAAGUAUCGUGCGUAUGUGGAUCGGAGUCAAGAAAGUUACUGCAGGCGGAACGGACGCGAUCUACGUCGACGGUCGAGCGGUAUCGAGGCGUUUACUUCUCUGGGGCGAAGGGCAACCGAACAACUCCCGAGGCGGACAAAUUUGCGUAGAAAUGAAUGCCAGUCUCAAGUAUCUGUGGAAUGAUUUCGAUUGCCUCUACAGGACCGCCUUCGUUUGCCGGUAG
Messenger RNA from Galendromus occidentalis (western predatory mite), 1146 nucleotides. RefSeq lists its product as uncharacterized. The record is from RefSeq and is a predicted model, not a curated record. The transcript is spliced from 4 exons. The coding region runs from base 1 to 1146 and encodes 381 amino acids. NCBI's taxonomy places the organism in Eukaryota, Metazoa, Arthropoda, Arachnida, Mesostigmata, Phytoseiidae.